UUUUAAUCAUCUUUAUUAUAUUUUACUAAUUUCAAAUUCUUAUAAAAAUAUUUUAUUAUUUCUUAUUUUAUAAUUAUUUUUAUGCAUAUUUGUAAUAUUAAAAUGUAGUUGAUGCUAAUAUUUUUGUUACUAUUUUCUGUUGGUUUUUCAGAAUGUUUCUUAAUUUCAUCGCAGAAGCUUAAUUACUCAAAUUCUCCCAACUUUGCCUUGUAUCCUUCUCACAGGUUAACCGUUUCUCAAAAGAUGGAAAAGAUUCAUAAGAUAAAUUGCGACUUGCCAAUUCGUAAAUAUUCUGCUGAUAGUCCUGAGGUUCGGAUGAUGGAGAACACGAUUAAACAGAAGCAAAGAUCGUAUCUCGACGCUUUGAAGGCUAAGGAGCUUGGGAUUAAAGUGAGAAAACGGCACAAAGGUGGCAGGAUGGACAAGCUCAUGCUUGAGAGAACUGCUUCUUGCCAUGUUAAGUAUUUGUUUCUCUCGCCCAUAAAGUUAACGAAGAUUUUAAGGCAAAUUAAGAAGAUGCCUGUGCUCCUGGCACUUGGUGAUCUUGCUCAGCGUGGCUCAAAUAAAUACGCCGUUGCCAUUUUUAAAGCCAUUAAAUCCGCUCUUUUCAACGCUAAACGGCUCUAUGAAAACUCUGAGGAGCCUUUAAAAUUCAGGUUCAGGGAGCUUUCUGCUACUCCAGGCGGAGUUGUUAAGAAACCUUUCUUCAGAGCUAAAGGGCGAUGUGACGUUAUUAGGAAACCUAAAGCUCACCUAAAAGUUGUUCUGUCCUGUUAACUCCACACUAUAACUACUUACUCCUAGAGUUAAUGUAUAAUAAUUCUA
Messenger RNA from Theileria parva strain Muguga, 825 nucleotides. RefSeq names its product Ribosomal protein L22p/L17e family protein. Gene Ontology annotation, molecular function: structural constituent of ribosome. Lineage: Eukaryota; Apicomplexa; Aconoidasida; Piroplasmida; Theileriidae. The record is from RefSeq and is a predicted model, not a curated record. Gene Ontology annotation, biological process: translation; ribosome assembly. Gene Ontology annotation, cellular component: ribosome; large ribosomal subunit. The coding region runs from base 112 to 777 and encodes 221 amino acids. The transcript is spliced from 2 exons.